GCCCGCACCGCCCUCCGCUUCCUGUCGCGGUCCUGCCCCAUGGCUUCGGUCUCCUCUGUGGCCUUGUCGGCCCGACGGGCCCGGCCCCUGCUGCAGUUCUUGCGGCUGGUGGGGCAGCUCAAGAGGGUCCCACGGACUGGCUGGGUAUACAGAAAUGUGGAGAAGCCAGAGAGCGUGUCUGAUCACAUGUACCGGAUGGCGGUUAUGGCCAUGGUGACUCACAAUGAACAUCUUAAUAAGGACCGAUGUAUCCGCCUAGCCCUGGUUCACGAUAUGGCAGAGUGCAUCGUUGGGGACAUAGCACCAGCAGAUAACAUCCCCAAAGAAGAAAAACAUAGGCGAGAAGAGGAAGCCAUGAAGCAGAUAACUCAACUCCUGCCAGAAGACCUCAGAAAGGAGCUCUUUGAACUUUGGGAAGAGUAUGAAACCCAAGCAAGUGCUGAAGCUAAGUUUGUGAAGCAGCUGGAUCAGUGUGAGAUGAUUCUUCAGGCAUCUGAAUAUGAAGAGCUUGAGAACAAACCUGGGAGAUUGCAAGAAUUCUUUGACUCCACAGCAGGAAAAUUCAGUCACCCUGAGAUCGUCCAGAUUGUUUCUGAACUGGAGGCGGAGAGAAAUGCUAGCAUAGCUGCCACCAGCAGGGAGCUGCCCUCCUGAGACUGCUGCACUCCUGUGACAAACGCUGUUUUCCAUUUCGUGGGGUUGUGUUUAGCUGGUGUUGGUCCAUUGAUCUUCUCAGAUGUUAGCCUGUAUGUUUUAAGAGGCAUGGACAUCAGCAAGCAGCGUGAUGUUCUUUGGGCACUAAGAGUGACCUUGAAGGAGAAAGUGAUCAUGAGAAACCCUUGCCUGAAGACUGAAAUGACAGUGCCUUUAUAAUGGACCAACUAAAUAAAUACUAAAGAACCUGAACUUCA
Messenger RNA from Ochotona curzoniae (black-lipped pika), 911 nucleotides. RefSeq names its product HD domain containing 2 (gene HDDC2). The transcript has 6 exons. The record is from RefSeq and is a predicted model, not a curated record. Gene Ontology annotation, cellular component: cytoplasm. Lineage: Eukaryota; Metazoa; Chordata; Mammalia; Lagomorpha; Ochotonidae. Bases 40 to 654 code for a protein of 204 amino acids. Gene Ontology annotation, molecular function: 5'-deoxynucleotidase activity.